Messenger RNA from Serinus canaria (Common canary), 844 nucleotides. Its product is annotated as kelch domain-containing protein 8A. Gene Ontology annotation, molecular function: protein binding. NCBI's taxonomy places the organism in Eukaryota, Metazoa, Chordata, Aves, Passeriformes, Fringillidae. The record is from RefSeq and is a predicted model, not a curated record. The transcript has 4 exons. The annotation marks the transcript as partial.
UCUCUGCAUGAGCUGCCGAGGCGGCUCUGGAGCCGCAGGAUUGAUGGAGAGGCGCUGAAAGCACCAACCCCUUCCCUGGCAGCCACCAUGGAGCUGCCCAGCACCAAAGAUUUCCAGUGGAAGUCUCUGGCGCCGCUGCCCAGCCGCAGGGUUUACUCCACGCUGGUGGAGGCGGGCGGGCAAGUGUUCGCCGUGGGCGGCUGCGACGACAACGGCGUGGCCGUGGACUCCUUCGAGGUCUACUCGCCCGAGGCCGACCAGUGGGCAGCGCUGCCCGCCAUGCCCACGGCCAGGGCCGGCGUGGCCGUCACCGUGCUGGGCAAGAGGAUCAUGGUGAUCGGCGGCGUGGGCGCCAACCAGCUGCCGCUGAAGGUGGUGGAGAUGUACAACACGGACGAGGGGCGCUGGAGGAAGCGCAGCUCGCUCCGCGAGGCGGCCAUGGGCAUCUCGGUGGCGGCCAAAGAUUACAGGGUGUACGCAGCGGGCGGGAUGGGCUCGGACCUGCGGCCCCACAACUUCCUGCAGCACUAUGACGUGCUCAAGGACAUCUGGGUGUCCCUGGCUGCCAUGCCCACCCCCCGCUACGCGGCCACGUCCAUCCUGAGGGGCACCAAGAUCUACGUGCUGGGGGGAAGGCAAUCCAAGUACGCCGUCAACGCCUUCGAGGUUUUUGACACGGACACGCGCUCCUGGACCAGGUUUCCCAACAUUCCCACCAAGAGAGCCUUCUCCAGCUUCGUUCCCACCGAGGGGAAGCUCUUCAGCCUCGGGGGGCUGCGCCAGGGCCGGCUCUACCGGCAGCCCAAGUUCAUGAGGACCGUGGACGUCUUCGACCUGGAGCAAG